Coregonus clupeaformis (lake whitefish) is the source of this 1876-nucleotide messenger RNA. Its product is annotated as zinc finger protein 709-like. Gene Ontology annotation, molecular function: DNA-binding transcription factor activity, RNA polymerase II-specific; RNA polymerase II cis-regulatory region sequence-specific DNA binding. Lineage: Eukaryota; Metazoa; Chordata; Actinopteri; Salmoniformes; Salmonidae. The transcript has 2 exons. The record is from RefSeq and is a predicted model, not a curated record. The coding region runs from base 1 to 1659 and encodes 552 amino acids. Gene Ontology annotation, biological process: regulation of transcription by RNA polymerase II. Gene Ontology annotation, cellular component: nucleus.
AUGGAAGAGGAAGAGGAUGCUAUCUCAAUAAAAGAGGAGGAAGAGGAGACUGAAGAUCUGAUUAACACCGGAGAGAGACCAGACUCUCACUCUGACAGCGGGAAGAGUCCUUCAGGGGAACCAGACCCAGAGACAUCCAAACCAGCAAGACCACACCACUGCGGAAAGAGAUUUAUCCAGUUAGGACACCUGAAAGAACAUAAGAAAACACACACAGGGAAGAAGCAGUACCACUGCUCCCAUUGUGGAAAGGGGUUUGGACAGUCAGGGAAUCUAAAAGUGCAUGAAAGAAUACACACUGGAGAGAAGCCAUAUCAAUGCUCCCAGUGUGGAAAGGGUUUUUACUCAGCAGGGGACCUGAAAAAACAUGAGAGAAUACACACAGGUGAGAAGCCAUAUCAAUGCUCCCAGUGUGGAAAGGGUUUUUACUCAGCAGGGGACCUGAAAAAACAUGAGAGAAUACACACAGGUGAGAAGCCAUAUCAAUGCUCCCAUUGUGGAAAGGGUUUUUACUCAGCAGGGGGCCUGAAAAUACAUGAGAGAACACACACAGGUGAGAAGCCAUAUCAAUGCUCUCAGUGUGGAAAGGGUUUUUACUCAGCAGGGCACCUGAAAAGACAUGAGAGAAUACACACAGGUGAGAAGCCAUAUCAAUGCUCCCAUUGUGGAAAGGGUUUUUACUCAGCAGGGGACCUGAAAAUACACGAGAGAACACACACAGGUGAGAAGCCAUAUCAAUGCUCUCAGUGUGGAAAGGGUUUUUACUCAGCAGGGGACCUGAAAAUACAUGAGAGAAUACACACAGGUGAGAAGCCAUAUCAAUGCUCUCAGUGUGGAAAGGGUUUUUACUCAGCAGGGGACCUAAAAAAACAUGAGAGAACACACACAGGUGAGAAGCCAUAUCAAUGCUCUCAGUGUGGAAAGGGUUUUUACUCAGCAGGGGACCUGAAAAUACACGAGAGAACACACACAGGUGAGAAGCCAUAUCAAUGCUCCCAGUGUGGAAAGGGUUUUUACUCAGCAGGGGACAUGAAAAAACAUGAGAGAACACACAAAGGUGAGAAGCCAUAUCAAUGCUCCCAUUGUGGAAAGUGUUUUUCCUCAGCAGGGGGCCUGAAAAAACAUGAGAGAACACACUUAGUAGAGAGGCCUUUCCAAUGCUCUCAGUGUGGAAAGAGAUUUAUUCAGUCAUGGCAUCUGAAAAAUCACAAGAGAAUACACACAGGAGAACAACCAUUCGAAUGCCUUCAGUGUGGAAAAAGUUUUACCCGUUUAGGGAACUUGAAAACGCAUGGGAUGACACACACAGGAGAGAAGCCUUUCCACUGCUCCCUGUGUGGAAAUAGUUUUACCCAUUUAACGACCUUGAAAAUGCAUGCGAUGACACACACAGGAGAGAAGCCUUACCACUGCUCCCAGUGUGGAAAGGGUUUUAGACAAUCAAGUAAACUAAAAGUGCAUGAAAGAAUGCACACCGGCGAGAAGCCAUAUCAAUGCUCCCAGUGUGAAAAUAGAUUUGUCUCAUCAGGGGACCUGAAAUCACAUGAGAUAACACACUUAGUAGAGAGGCCUUUCCAGUGCUCUCAGUGUGCAAAGAGUUUUACCCGGAGGAGGAGCCUGAAAAUACAUUUGAGAACACACACAGGGGAGAAGCCCUAACACUGCUCAGACUGUGGAAAGAGAUUUAGCGAGCUUAGGGACCUGAAAAAGCAUGAGAUGACACACAGGAUAGAAGCCUUACCACUGCUCCCAGUGUGGAAAGACAUUUUCCCGGUCAGAGGACAUGAAAUCACAUAAGAGAUUAGAGGCUGUGUUUUGUGGUCCUCUGUAGCUCAGCUGGUAGAGCACGGCGCUUGUAACGCCAGGGUAGUGGGUU